CAGCGAGUGCGAGUACAAGACUGAAGUAAACUGUAGUUACGAGCGUCGGAUUGCUUCACUUCGGUCGAUUUCGCAUUGCGUCCAAAGAAAAUCAGAAAAAUGUCGAAGAGGAAUCCAGCGGACGAAUAUAGAAAAGGGUCAAGUAUCUACAGAGCAGAGGACUCCAGGGGGGAUGACAGAGGAAGGGAUCGUUCUCCACUUAGAUCGGAUGACCGCGAUGCCAGCAGCUAUAAUCAGAGUGACGCAAAGAAACAAAAGCUGACGUUUGCAUUUGGGAAAAAAAGUUCAACAGAACAAAAGAAGGGCAUACAGAUAAAACUAGGUUCAACUUCUAAACCCACUGUAAAAGCAACACCAGUACAAAGGCCAACGGUAGCAUCGGUAUUUAAUGCGGAUGAAGAUGAAGAACCUGAAGAAAUGCCAGCAGAAGCUAGGAUGAGAAUGCGUAAUAUUGGGCGAGAAACACCAACCUCAGCAGGACCAAAUUCGUUUGGUAAAACAAAGCAAGGCUUUUGUGAUUCUAAAAAGAUAUUUGAGAAAACACUGAAAAAAGCAAUGGAGGAAGCUAAUAAAUGAUUUCUUCCUUAAUAUAUUUUUUAAUUAUUGUUAAUUGUAUAUUAAUUUUACAUAAAAUGCAACAAUUAAUAGCGAAAUUCUUGCUACAAUUAUAUGCAAAUAUUUUUAUCAACUUUGCGCAUUUUGUCACCAAAAAUUAUAACAAACUCUUACUUCACGUUUUACGAUCUUGAGAUUUAAUUAAAUAUUAGCUGUUUGUUAGCAAUAGCUAACACUAAAAAUACACUUGAAAUGUAACAUUUCAUUAUCGUAAACAAAUAUACAUAUGUAAUAAAAUUGUACCAUGUACUUUACUAUGUUCAUUUCAAGUUGUGUAAUAAUAAAUGAAGAAAGCAACGAGUUGUUUAGAACAUAUAAGAAAGUAAUAUAAUUUAUCUUGUAACUUAUACAGUGUAUGAUACAAAUAAAAA
Molecule: messenger RNA, 986 nt
Organism: Nomia melanderi (Alkali bee)
Lineage: Eukaryota; Metazoa; Arthropoda; Insecta; Hymenoptera; Halictidae
Product: PEST proteolytic signal-containing nuclear protein
Biological process (GO): proteasome-mediated ubiquitin-dependent protein catabolic process; protein ubiquitination
Cellular component (GO): nucleus
Source: RefSeq, a predicted model, not a curated record